Molecule: messenger RNA, 1458 nt
Organism: Myotis brandtii (Brandt's bat)
Lineage: Eukaryota; Metazoa; Chordata; Mammalia; Chiroptera; Vespertilionidae
Gene: HRCT1
Product: histidine rich carboxyl terminus 1
Exons: 1
Coding region: 620-961 (113 amino acids)
Source: RefSeq, a predicted model, not a curated record
UAAUUGGCUCAAGUAGUGGCAGGAAACCCUGACGCAUUUGUUGUCUGGUUUCACAAUAAUAUUGAUGGCACACGUGUUAGGAACUGGUUUAAGUGCUUUAUAUAUCUUAACUCCUGAGUCCUCAGAAAAUCCUAAGAGGAAAGAUACUCGUAUUAGCCAUUUUACAGAUGAAGAAACGGAGGGACAGAGAGGAGGUGACUUGUGCAGUCACAGAGCUAGUGAGUCGUGUGGUUCCAGAACCCAUGUUCUUAGUCACUGUACUUUAUUGUCUCUAAAAGAGGGAGGAGCUGAGGCCCAGGGAGGGGAAAGGGCAGGCCCGGGCACUUGGCCAGGCAGCAGGGAUGGGGGCCUAGGCUUCUUAUCUGCAGGCUCAGGGCUCUUCCCUCCACAGCCCUCCACCUCUGUCCUCACCCAGCCUCCCCUCAGAGUUAACAGUUGCCUGGCUUCGCCCUUGGCCUGUAGCUCCAGCCCAAAGAGGCUGUGUCCACAUUCCCUGGCUGCUAUCCAGCCUGCAGGAGCUGAGACAACAAAGUCCAGUGACUGUGAGGGCUGAGCAGAGGCCGCCGGAGGGGAGGAAGCAGCAGGAGCCACUAAGCAGAGGGGACUCUCCAGCUCCCAGAUGCUCGGGCUCCUGGGGACCACGACUCUCGUGGGCUUGAUCGCAGGCGCUGCUCUGGCCGUUCUGCUGCUGCUGCUGGUGCUGGCCACCUGCCUGCACGGUGGACAGCAGGACCAUGAUGUGGAGAUGAACCGUCCAGCUGUAAGGAGACACCGAGUUCGGCAGACCCGGCCUUGGUUCUUCCCAGCCCGGGGCCGCCUGGGACACUUUCACCAUCCCCACCAUCCCCACUAUCCGGGCCAUGGGCCUCACAUGCACCAUGCGGGACUGCACCACCAGCAUCUGCACCACCACCACCGCCCCCACCAGACCCACCUCCACACCCACCGAGGCCGCCGCUGAUGCCUGAGGACGGCAGCCACUGCCUGCCCUGCCGCCUCCAGGAUGAGUGGACCCCAUGUUCCGGUGCAGAAGGGCACCUCUCUGUGUGAACACGGGACUGCGCCGCGGUCCUGCUUGGGCUUCAUUUGCAUACGGUGCCCCAGUGAGCUGUGGAGCAGAGGACAGGAUGGAGGAACACCUGGGGUGGCCCUGCUCAUGCUGCAGGGCGAGGAGGGUGAGAGCAGGGGUGAUCUGUGGGGGAUGGACGCCACCUUGCGACUGUAACUUCCAGUGGGCACCUGCAGUGCCCCCGUGCACGCUGAUGCGUGGAAGAUGUGCUGUGCUCUCUCUGAAGUGCUCCCCUCUGACAUCCUCCCCUCUGGCUUGGGGGUGGGGGUAGCUGGGAGGGGCCCUGGCAAUGCCCUUUCAUUUGGACAAGGCAGGAUGAGGCUGCACAGUUAAUUCACGGGUGUCUGAAUACAAAAAUAAAAAUAAAAACCACCAAGAAGCUUUGUGAA